Molecule: messenger RNA, 600 nt
Organism: Striga hermonthica
Lineage: Eukaryota; Viridiplantae; Streptophyta; Magnoliopsida; Lamiales; Orobanchaceae
Source: the annotation of a GenBank genome assembly
AUGUUGCGAUUUUCUUUUUUUCGACGAGCUUUCAGGGAAUGGUAUAACUUAGUCAAGCUUCAAGAACAAGAUGCAGAACUUCAAAGCUCAGAUUCCGAUUCAGAAGAUACUGAUAGUGAUGAAGCGGCCGAGCUUUCAGCUGCUGUGAAGAGAAAGAAGCUGAAGCUGCUAAGGGAGCUUAAAACCCACAAUGGCCUCAAAAUUCACGACCCGAAAUAUUCGAAACCCGAAUUACUAUUCGAUGUGCGAGUGUCGAUCAAUGCAAGCCACCGGCAAGAAAACGUCCCGUUUGUCCAUCUCAGGAGUCAACUCGGAGGUCAACCAAUCGUGGGGUACCCUGUGGAAAUCCAAGUGCUGAAAAACAAGCUUUCGAAAACAUUAUGCUGUAGAAGGGAAAACAGUGAGUUUGAUCGGCUCGUUUGGAAAACGGGCAAGAGGACGCCCGUUUACUAUGUCAUGAAAGAUAGAACUGCCGGUGGUGGCUCGGUAAUGCCAGCUGGCAGGAAUGGGGAAAAGCUCGAUAAGGGAAAACAGUCGAGCAGUCGAAGUUGUGUGCGUGUGGAGCUCGUUUUUGGGAAGUUACUAGCGGCUAUCGUCUGA